AUGGAAAAGCUUACUAAAUCCCACCUCCGGGAAGUCGGAAAUGAGCAGGUUAGUCAACGGAUUCUGCAGUGGACAGAUGGCAAUGAGUCUUGCGACCAGAGCGACCCCAAUACAUCAAUUCAUUCACCCUCAAAGUCUAGUACCGACGGGUAUGAGACUUCAAUUGAUUCCUUUUAUACAGCUAGUGAAGGUGGGUCCGAGGAAUCAGCUGCGACUAUCGGACGAUCUGCGAUUCCUGAGCCCGCAACAUCUGAUGUUCUCAUUGACACUCCGCAGCAGGAAACCUUUGAGGACGCAAGUGAAACAGUAAAUCCGCACCCGUAUUUGGCAAUAAACCUGGACUUCGCCAGAGAGGCUAUUUACAUCUAUGAGAUGAUGAAAGAAGGUGUCAUUGACGAUGAGUGGAAUAGCAAGUCCUGCCUUCUUACACGCACGCUCAUCCAUGAUAGACCAGUCUCCUCGUCAGGGCGACUGGGCUGGCGCUGCGAUGUCAACUAUGACCCAGAUGGUGUUUACACAGGCGCUGUCGUGGUACUGUUCAUGCCUGAUAGCGACUUUGUGAAGAAGAUCAAGCAAGGCGAAGUUGUCUUUGAUCAAUCUACUGAUAUGAAGCCAGUUUCAGUUCUCAUGCAGACGAUAGACCCUGACUUUUCUGGCCUCGAGACAAGACUUGCCGGUCGAGUCUUGGCUUGGAAGGUUUGUGGUUCUGGGGAUUGUGUCUGGAUGAAUCGGCAGGGUCAUUCUAUUCACCUGGGUGACCCAAAGGUGAUUCCCAACAUCAUCCACCUGCUCAACGGUUGCCAUCUCAUCCUGCAGAUCUCUCAUCUUGCGUUCAAGAUCAUCAUACCUCACAUGUACCCUGAGAGCCUCGUCGCGCUGUAUCUUGGCCUCCCAUAUACAUCCAAUCGAAAUGACGCCGGUCGCGAUGUCACUGGUGAGGUCGAUGUCCUGAAUGAGGGCGUUCUAUCAAUGCUUAGUAACUUUGUCGAGCUGGCAGAACCUGUUGAUGGUGAGGGUGAAGAUAUCGGGCUGGCGCCGCGAUCAACCUCGAUUGAGGUGGCAGGCAAGUCAGAGACUUCGGUGUCGUUAACAGGAAGGCCGAGCGGACCGGGGAUCUUGACCACUCUCGGGAUGCAGAUCCAGCUUGUGGAGAGUAACCAUCAGAUGAAGCUGAGGAGGCCCAACAGAGACCAGAUGGCUCUUCAUUUUGAGCUCAAAGACCUGCUCAACAGUGACACGCAAAACACCGCCACGUUGCAGACCAUCGGCGACUGA
This is a messenger RNA of Fusarium oxysporum Fo47, 1275 nucleotides long. RefSeq lists its product as uncharacterized. The record is from RefSeq and is a predicted model, not a curated record. Lineage: Eukaryota; Fungi; Ascomycota; Sordariomycetes; Hypocreales; Nectriaceae. The transcript has 5 exons. Bases 1 to 1275 code for a protein of 424 amino acids.